Molecule: messenger RNA, 2628 nt
Organism: Rattus rattus (black rat)
Lineage: Eukaryota; Metazoa; Chordata; Mammalia; Rodentia; Muridae
Gene: Kcne4
Product: potassium voltage-gated channel subfamily E regulatory subunit 4
Exons: 2
Coding region: 92-745 (217 amino acids)
Biological process (GO): negative regulation of delayed rectifier potassium channel activity; potassium ion export across plasma membrane; regulation of ventricular cardiac muscle cell membrane repolarization
Cellular component (GO): membrane
Molecular function (GO): voltage-gated potassium channel activity involved in ventricular cardiac muscle cell action potential repolarization; transmembrane transporter binding; potassium channel regulator activity
Source: RefSeq, a predicted model, not a curated record
UUCAGGCUGUUGAACUGCAGCGCUUUGAGUCCGCUGCUUGCUCUGCCACAGUCAACCUCUGUUGUAAAUUUUCCUCCCGGAACACGUGACGAUGCAUUUCUUGACUAUAUAUCCCAAGGACAGCAGCGGGGCUGUCAGAGUGCAGAGCCUGCCACAGAAGAAAAACGUCCUCAGACUCAGCCGUUUAAGGGUUCCACACUUGGGACAAGCUGUCAGCCUUUGCGGCAAUUCAAUGCUGAGGAUGGAGCCUCUGAAUAGCACAGACCCGAGCGCUGCAGCGUCCAGCAGCCCCCUUGAGUCCCAUGUGCCUAGUAACAGCGGUGGUAAUGGCAACGAAUACUUCUAUAUUUUGGUCGUUAUGUCCUUCUAUGGCAUUUUCUUGAUUGGAAUCAUGCUGGGCUACAUGAAAUCCAAGAGGCGGGAGAAGAAGUCCAGCCUCCUGCUGCUGUACAAAGAUGAGGAGAGGCUGUGGGGGGAGGCUAUGAAGCCGCUACCUAUGAUGUCCGGCCUGAGGUCAGGGCAGGUGCCCAUGAUGCUGAACAUGCUUCAAGAGAGUGUGGCGCCUGCGCUGUCCUGCACCCUUUGCUCUAUGGAAGGGGAUAGUGUGAGCUCCGAGUCCUCCUCGCCUGACGUGCACCUCACCAUCCAGGAAGAGGGGGCUGAUGAGGAGCUUGAGGAGACCUCCGAGACGCCUCUCAAUGAAAGCAGUGAAGGCUCUACAGAAAACAUCCAUCAGAAUUCCUAGCACCCCCAGGCCUCUGGAGGUGGCUCCGGAAAGCUACGCUUGACAGAGGAAAGACAUUUGCCAAGUGCCUGGUUUCACUUUUGCUCUGCAGCUACUGCAUUGAACAGACCCAGGGCAAGACCCAGGGAAGGGAGAGACAAGGCUCAGCUGGAGUCUUCGAGGUUCCUGUGGUUUGGGACUCAUCACUGAAAAAGUCCCAGAGACAAUAACGUGUGACCAUUACUCCGGGGCCUGGGUGUUGGGGUCCCGGUUCAGCAUCUGGCUGAAUAAUGUGUUGUUUUUUCACUGGAGGCCCUGGGUAACUUCUGCAGCACCGGUCUGUGCCCAGGGCUGACAACUGCCUAGGGCAGGCUGAAGGACUAGUUUUGAUUUGCUAAUUUUCCUAGAGCUUUGUUCUUCUAGAUCUGAUUGGCUGUAAGUAUCUUUAUUAUGUGCCUAUGGCAUUUGGUCACAGACAGUUAUAUAUUUCGUUUGGAGGUGGGAGAAAGCUGCAGGCAGAACCCAGAUUGUUUGCACAAUGCAAAGAGAGAAGGUAAUUCGUACACGUGUCCGAAUUAGCCUGGAGUAUAAGCUAUGACCUCGUUUGAGCUUUUGUCUCACCUGUGAGCUUGAACUCUGACUGUACAGCACUGCAGGUGAGCAUGGCUUUCUUUACCAGUGAGCUUCCUCCUAAACAAGCCUGCAUUCAGGGUUGUUCAUGGUGGUCCUCCUGACCUUUACGGAUUGGGUGAUGGUGGGGUUACCCAAGGCCAUAUCAUUGACAGUUCUGCUAUAGUUCCUUUUCCCAGCCUAGUUUUCUGAGGCCAGAGAGUACCCAUGUGGGCCUCAAAAUAUGGGGUUUUGUCACGUAGCUGAACUCUGGAAGGGCAUACUUAGGCGGGAUCAUAGAGAGCUGGGAUUCAAGCACUGUGCUUCCUGGUCCGAGCCCCAAUGAUCAUCUUCUGUGAGGUCCCGGGCAUGUCAUCAUAAGACUGGUUGCCUUCAUGAGGCUCCGGAGGCUGUGUAGCCCCAGGGGGCUGGGAGGACAUCUUUAGACUCUGUGCUGUGUGAUAAAUCCUCCACAGCCUGGUGUGAGGAAGUUCGGAGCAAGCAUUUCCCCUUUGGCCGCUUCGUCUGGAGAAAGAUGUGUUGACUUAAAGGCACAGUUGGAGGCUCUGGAGAUGUGUAACUGGGGAAUUCAAGGCUGAUCCGAGUCAGCUCUCCUUACUGUAGGUUUCCCAGGAUGGGACUGAAGAAGGAGGCAGCACGGUUUCCUCUGCAGCGCUCUGUGGAUGGACGGAUGCUAACACAGUCAGUCUGGGGGGGAAAGAGAAAUCUGAAGGGAGCUACUCGAGAGCAUAGCAGCAGGCUUUUGUGCCCUCGAAGACCAGAAGGAAGCAGAAAGCUUCCCAAAAGGUCAAGUUUGCCUCUAGUGAGAGCCCUUCUUAAUUUUUAUUUAUCCUAACUCUCCCUGGAUCGGAGACAAAGCAAUUACUAAUGUCUCUGUGAGGGGUUACCAGUACAAGGAGCUGGUUUUUCAAUCAGUUUUGACACAGAGAUAGAGAGGUAGUUUAUGUUGGAGGCGGAAAGGGGCCCUCUGUUCACUUUAAGAUUCAGAGUGUGGAUCAACUCCAAAGGGGGCCGUUUAAGUUGAAAGAAGCCAAGUUAAGUUUGGCCUCUUGCCUGGAAUCACUUGAAUUCUGAAACUUUACUGCGACAGACAUGUGCGUUGUCACAUUUUCCAUUGCUUAAUCCUGGUUUGGUGCAAGUCUGUCUGCGCCUCUUACAAAGUGAUGUAUAUACUUCCUUCCAAUACGUUGAGUUGUAGACAAUUGUCUGUUGUAUUUAAUGGUUUGUAAUUUUCACAAUUUUUUUAAUUUAAAUAAACACAUUUUCGCUGAGAA